Molecule: messenger RNA, 6458 nt
Organism: Leptopilina boulardi
Lineage: Eukaryota; Metazoa; Arthropoda; Insecta; Hymenoptera; Figitidae
Gene: rod
Product: kinetochore-associated protein 1
Exons: 32
Coding region: 99-6248 (2049 amino acids)
Biological process (GO): mitotic spindle assembly checkpoint signaling; protein localization to kinetochore involved in kinetochore assembly; mitotic sister chromatid segregation
Cellular component (GO): cytoplasm; RZZ complex; kinetochore microtubule
Molecular function (GO): small GTPase binding
Source: RefSeq, a predicted model, not a curated record
UUUCUUGCGAUUCAAAAUUCGAAGUUUGUCAACGGCUUUCUGCUAUUUGUUUUUAACUGUCAUUAUGUAUAAGUAAUUGUUUAUUAUUUACUACUAUUAUGGCUUUGUGGACAACAGUGUAUGCAGGAUUUGAUGCAGAUGAUGAAACUGCGAAUUUUGGCACUAGGGCUUUUGCUGAAACAAAUGGAUCUAUUUAUGAGUCUUUUACUCUAGCUGAAAUUCAACCUGAUCGAGAGGUUAUUGACAAUCCAAAUGUAAUUGCAACUAUUCAACAUUCAAAAGUUUGUGUUGCUUUAGAUAAGUCAAUAACAAUUUUUAAUGAUGAAAGCUGUAAAGUAAUAACAAUCAGUAGCAGUUUUGAUUCAUUAAUAACGAGUUACACUCUUUCUAAAGAUGGAUAUUUUCUAUUCAUUGCUCUUGCCAGUGGAUUUCUUCAUUGUUUACAUUUACCUAGUAAAGGAAAGCUGGUAUUUUCCAAAAACAUUUUUGAGAUACAAAAUCAAGAGAAUAAAAUCUUGAAGAUAUUUACAGAAUAUAAGGAAACAUUAGAUAUUAUUGUUGUUUCUGAAAAUGGAAGUAUAUUUAGGAUUUCAGGAUUUCGUGACGAAAUCGUUCACAAAUGUCUCAUUGAAAAUAAUGAACAAGCUGUUUGUGAAGCGAUACAAAGUAUCAAAUGCCAAAAUGUAUUUAGCGGUUUCACGAAAAACAAGGUUUCUCAAGUAAGUGUUGACACCUUAAACAACAAUGACACUUCAGUGCUAAUGGUUGGCAGAAAAACAUUAAUGUGGCCCAGUGAAUGUUACAGUUUACUAGAAGAUUUACCUUUUCAAUAUAUUGAUGCUAAAUUUUUGAAGAAUCAAAGGGUCCUGCUGGGUCUUCAAUCAGACAAAUCUUUGAGCGUAGUGUGUCCAUGGACUCUGCUCGCAAAAAAAGUUUAUGAUGGUCCUGUAACUGAUUUUUUGAUCCAACAAGAUCAUAUUAAUGAUCACCUUCAUCUGAUAAUUUUGAGAGAACCCUUGAAUGGAGCUGAAACAACUUCUUUAGAAUAUGUAUCUUAUCCUGAUUUUCAAACAAAAUUUCAAAUAUCAGUUCCAAGUUCAACUUAUUUAGUGGAAUGUAAUGGUUCUUUGACGGAAAAUAUCAUUUAUAUGGAAAGUAUAACAAAUUUAUCAAAAAAUAUAAAAUCAGUACGAGUAAAAGCACUUGUGGAAAGUAUGCCUGAGCUUCGUUUGGGGCGAUUAUUGAAAAGGGGGAAAUUUAAAGAAGCUGAGUGUUUUGCCGAUAAUUAUAAUUUAAAUAAAGAAUCUAUUUACUGUGCAAAGGCAGCAUUUUUUGUAAAUCAAUCAAGUCCCUGGGCAAGAGGCAAUACCGAACAAAUUGAUUUAGAUGAAUUUAUCGAAACAUUAAACAAUAUAAGUGAUGUAAAAUUUGUCUCCAAUUGUUGUAAUAAUGUCUUAAUGUCAAAUUACAGUCAAAUGAAAAAAUUAUUAUUAUAUGCACGUCAAAGAAUUCUUCAAUGCAUUCAGGAAUCAAGUGAUAAUAAGGAACUAUCAAAUUUACUUUCUGUAGUAAGUAAUACACUGCAUAAACUUGAAACAUUCGAAAUAAUUCGAAAAAUAAAUGAAAAUUCUAAUGAAAGCGAAGAGGAAAUGGUGAAUGAAUGGUUACGAUUUUCACAAAGCGAUUUAAUAAAAGAAUGUAUUAGAUAUCUGGCACAUAAUAAUUUAGAAGCAGCAUCUCUUAUAUGGGUUCAGCACUGUUUGAAUUUAGUAAAAGAUUUAACCCUGAAAGAAGUGUCCUUACUAUUGGAAUCAAUUUCAGAAAAAACACCAAUUUGUGAACUUUGGCCGUGGCUUAAACAUUUUGUUCCGAGUUUAUUAUCGGUUCAGCCGAAUUUUUUAUCGGCCAUUGUUUCAUGGAGUUGUAGAAAAACAAAUCAAUUGGAAAAAUUACAUCGAAAUUUGUGGCCUCAAAUUGGUUUAGAUUUUGUGAAUGAAUUCAUUCAAGUUCUUAAUAUUGAAAAAACUCAUCAGUGUUCAUUACUCUAUCAACAGUAUGCUGAAAAAAAUUCUCCUUUACAGCGGCUAAUAACAAUUGUUCAAGCGCUAACUGAUCUUUUACAACUAAAGGAAAAUUACAGAAUAAUUGUUCCUUUGGAUACUUAUAUGGAUGAUCCCACGGAAUUAAUUCAUUUACUAUUAAACAAAGUACAUGUAGAAGAAAUGCAUGGUUUUAUCAAAAAUUUUGUUCAUCAAUAUAUGUUAAAUCAUCGUGAUUUAAAAAAUGAUCACGUUUUUUCUCUCUUUAUCCAGAAAACUUUAAGAAAUUCGAAAGAUUGGCGCUUUUUGGAAGAAGCACCUUGGGAGAAACGAGUCGCUAUAGUCAUAAAAUUUAUUCACAACAUUCAGAAUCGGCUGCAAUUAGUUUUAGACGUAUUGAAAGCAGCUCCAGUUCCAUGGAGCGCUACAAUGGAUUUGCUUGCAGAAGAAAAUUGUCUCUAUGAUCAUGCUUUAGUAUCGAAAAUUAGAAUAGAAAAAAAUUCUAUUCCCGUUAAGCUUAUUCUCAAGAAAUAUGGUUUCGAAGACGUCACCUUGAGCAAUAAAUUGAUUAAUUGCAUUAUUAAAAAAGCCGAUGCAAAUAUGAUUAAAGAUAUUUUGGAAUUAACUAAAACUAAUCAUUAUAUAAGAAUUUCUGGAUUAUAUUCUGCAAUCAAUAAAUGUUUACAAAACGGUGAUGUUUCGAGAGCAAUAGAUAUAAUUAACAGUUUAGAAGACGAUGUUGCUUUACAAUGUUGCAAACAACUAAUUAAUUAUGCAAUGAAUCCUUUAAUGGUUGUCAACGACUCGUUAAAAUAUUUCAUAGAAGUUUUAAAUGUAAUUGAAAGUAAAUUAAAAGAGAUUUUAAAAUGCACAAAAUCUUGUUCAGCAAAUUUUGAUGAAACUCUUUUGAAUAUACAACACGUGAAGGCUCUUUAUAAUUUAAGGAAAAAUUUUAACAUCAAUGUUUCUGUUUUUCAAUAUCAUAAACAAAAAGAAGAAAUUUUAGGGAAUUAUAUCCAUGAAGAAACAAAAGUUAAUUUGUUUGAAGAUAUUAAUAAUGAAGAUUAUAAAAAUUGGAUUCCAUUGGUUUGUAAAAAUGCACGUCAAGUCGCAAAUUUACUAAAUGCACCAACAUUAAUGGUGGAAAGUCUUUUGGAUGAAAGAAUGGAACAGAUGUCAAUGUUGCAUCAUAAAGUUCUACUUGCAUCUGAAGAAAUGAACAAAUUGAAUGAUUACAAUACUGCAUAUGUACAAAGAAUUUGCUUAACUUCUAUGCUAAGUAAUCAAAGUAAUUAUGAAAUAUCAAACAGAAUUUAUGAUUUAUGUGUCUCAUCGAUAAAUUUAUGUCACAGCACUGAGUUGCAAAGCAAUUUAGCUUUGUACCCUUGGAUCACAACUUACAUGGAAAGUUGUUGUUCAAAAAUGAAUGAAUUAGAUUCAAUUUACAAUUCAAGAAUAUUACCACAAUGGAAAUUAUAUACAAUUUAUUCAGAUACACCAGUCUUUUCAAAAUUAAAUGUAUUACGACUUUUUCAAAAUUCAAUGAAAAUUUAUUUUCUAUGCAGAGCCGCAACGGGAGAUAUUAUCUGCAAGGAAAACUUUGAUCCUUCCAUGCAAGAGAGUCAAAUAGAUCAAUUGUUAAUUAAGUGGAAAAAAGAUUUAGAUACACUUCAAAUGGAACAUUUGGAUUAUUCUGUUUUAAAAAUUAUUAAAACAUUGCUUUUCAACUGUUGUUUUGCAUUCAAGGAAGAACAAAAUUUAGAAGUAGAAAAUGCUAUGAAUAAUUAUUUACUUUCUCUUCUGCAAAAAGUUAUCAGCAAUCCAUCAUUUGAUUUGCAAUUAGGAUUGGUUUGUCAUUUUAUGCUCACCGAGAAUGAAAGUUCCCAAUGGUUUUCAAAUGAACUUAAAUCUUGCAACUAUCAAACACAUUAUAAUCAACAUCGAACAAUAUCUCAUCUUGGUUGGGAAUAUUGUUAUCUACUGAAGAGUGAUGCUCGUGGGCAGUACUACAAAAAUAGAAUAUUACAUUACUGGUCAAAAAAAUUAAUACCUUAUGGAAUUUCAUACAAAGAAAUGUUUAACAGUUCCAUUGAGAGUAGACGUGAUAUUUUGAAACGCGUUAUGUGUUCAAAAAAAGAAUUUUCCACGGAAUUAAUUGAAGAAUUUUGUCAGGAUUUCGAUUUUUAUUUAAAUGAUUGCUUGCUAUUGUAUUUAAAAAUUUCAUUAAAAAACUGGAGUCCAACAAUUAAUGAAAUAACUGGUUUACAAAUCGACGAAAAUGAAAUUAAAAAACUCGAAACAAAAUGCAAAAAUAUUGUUUCUAAACUUGAAGACAAAAGUUGUUUGAUGCAGUAUAUUUCACCAAUAGAAUCUGAAAUAAACUGUUAUUAUUACGAGGUAUUUCUUAUUAUUAUGGAUCUCUUAGAUAAUAAAAAUACAGAAAGAAUGAAUCUUUUUUAUUUUUUACAAAAUUAUACACGUAUCGGAGAACCGACUAAAUUUGAAAAAGACCAUUGGGCUCAAAACAAUCCGGAGAACUGUAAUUUGCCUCUUAUAUCUAAAUGGAGAUUUCCAUUCAUACCAAGUGUCGAUCAGUGGCAAUUAAUCAAACCUGAACUAAAUUUAAAGACAUACAAUAAAUGGCUGGAAAUUGCGCCUAUUCUAAAUUUAGAGAGUGAUCUUAUUUGUACAUUAGCGAUUAGAGGUUCUGUUGCUCAAAUUGGAAAUAGUGGAAGAUCUGAAAAUAAUUCUGAAUGGUCUCUCUAUCCAAAGCAUAGUGGUCUGUUGAAAGAAAUGAAAGAAUGUAUUAAUUCAAUGAAAGGAGAGAAAUCACUUGAAUAUGCAACGGCAGUUUUAUAUUAUGUUGCCAAUCACACACCUCCGGGCGCUGAUCAAGUUGCUGCUGCCCAAGAAUGCUACAGAAUGGCAAAAUUGUGGCAAGAAGAUUGUAGUGUUCCAAUUGAAGAUACCACCACUACAUGGAAUGGAAGGGAUUUGCUCGUGAAAAUCAAAGACAAAUAUCAUCAAUUCACUUCAAAACAUAUCCUCUAUACACAUGGACUGGGACAGGAGCAUUAUUUGAGUUUGAUUUUAUAUCCAGAAAAAUUGAUUCGAGAAAUUUAUAUGAAUGAAAGUAUUCCUCUAAGAUAUAAAGCUGCAACUUCAAAUAGGCCUGAUAUUAAUUCUGCGGCAGAUUCAUUGGGGAAACUUUUUAAUAUCAAUAUGGUGAUGCUUCGCUCUGAUUUACUUUUAGAGUGGCUUCAUCCUAAUGUCAAGGAUACGAGAAUGAACGAUAGUGCUACAGAAAUAUUUAAUGCAAAAUCAAUAAGUAGAGAUGCACAAUCAAUUUCAGACGAUAAUUUACUAAGAGCCUCUUACAUUCUUAAUCGAGAUGAUGUCAUGAAUUCAGCUCAUUUUUUGAUGAAUAUUUCAUUUAAUGAAAAUCAGAAGAAUUUUGGACCAGGAAUUCGUUAUCGUGCCUUACAAGUUUUGCAUACUAUUAUGAACACGGAUUCUCUAGAAGAAUUAACUCACCGUGACAUAAAAUCUAUUAGGAAAUAUAUGAUGUCUUUGUACUAUUUAAACGAAUUGGAAAAUGUUGGUUUGAGAUACAAUAUUAGCAGUUUUGAAAAUUGUUCAAAACAUGAACUUGUACAAAUGCUGUUGACUGCACAAUUACAUACACCAUUACUGCUUUCACUAAUUUUACACAUUUGCAUAGAUUUUAAUAUAGAGGAUUAUCACUUGUGGAAUACUACUUUGAAUCAAAUGGCCAAUUUACUAAUGGUGAAAGAAUUAGAAACAUUUUUGCCAAUGGUCGCAACAUUAAGUCAUGUAACUAAUUGUACAGGAUACCUAUCAGGAUGGCAAUUAAUAAUAUCCGAUACUUUCCGAAAAAUAGAUAUAAAUCCAAGUUCAAAGCAAAUAGAAGAUUGCACAAGAAUUUUAAGACUCCUGCAUUCUUGUCCUGUGGUGAAUAAAUUGAAGUUCGACGAUGUAAUACAGUAUUGUUUCGAUUCAAAACAAGCACAAUUUGCAGUGAUACUUUUACCAUUUUUAAAUGACGAUCAAAAGAAUAAUGUUUUAAAGAUUAUUAAGACGUCAUUCGACGUGGAACAAGUAAUCAGUAAUCUACAAUUGUUGUCCAAAAAAGGAGUCUUGGCAGUUUCAUAUUCAAUACACGUAUUACGAGAAGUAGCGAAAUCUUAAUAGGAUUUUGAUUUUUAGGAAUUUAAUCUUUCAGGAAUUCGUCUUAAAUAAAUUUAAAUAUGAUUUUAUUUUUAUUACAUUUUAUAAGAAAUUAUUUCAUAUUUUUUUUCAUUAAUCAAUUAAUUGCUAUUAUGUUUAUCUAUAAUUUGUAAAAUAAUUUUAUACUUUUAUAAUAAAGAAUGUUUAUUACAAUUAAUUUUUAAAAGAAAA